UGGAGUUUUGCUGAAAUUGCUGCGGAAACUACUGGGUGCAUUGACAGCCUACUUAUCUUUCGGUUGAACACCUCCCCUGUUCUGCUCAGUUGUGACUUUUCUCCUUCCUUGAAGAGUUUCUAUUUCCCAGUUACCGGACACCAUGGCUUGGAAUGGAUGUAGAAAUUGUUCAUAGCUGAUGGGUCAAGAAGAGGAUUCUUGUUCACCAUGUUGACUCCUGUGCUUGAGGAGUGAGUUCUUCUCCACUGUGGAUCUUCAUAGAAGCUGUUGAGCCAUGCCCUGCCAGCAUCGCCCACGGGCAACUAGUGACACACCCCGAGAAGACCUCUUCUAUCAAACCUAUUAUUGCUUGAGCCAACAGUACCCUCUGAUUCUUCUUCUCUUGGUUAUCGUGCUGAGCAUCUGUGUGGCUCUCAUUGCUACUACCUUUACCAGUGGUAGGGAUUUCUCCUCCAGCUUGGCUUUCCUGAUUACGUUAUUCAUUGCUCUGCUUCUCUUCAGCCUCAUCUUGGUCUUUGUGUGCAUGGAAAACAUCUUCCAGAAAUGCACCCGCCUCUUCUCAGCUGUCAUUUGGACUUGUCUGAUCACAAUUGGUUAUGUAUUCAUCUUUGUUGAUGGAGUGGUUUGCGCUUGGGACCAGGUCUCCUUCUUCCUCUUCAUAAUCUUCAUUGUCUACACCAUGUUGCCUGUUGGCAUGAAAGACGCAGUAGUUGCUGGUAUCGUAGCUUCUCUCUCGCACAUCAUAGUUCUGAGUAUCUACCUCUCAAUGGGCAACAGUUCACAUUCACAACUGGCUGUGCAGCAAUUGGCCAAUCUGGUCAUCUUUGUCUGUGGCAACUUGGUGGGUGCCUAUCACAAGCAUUUGAUGGAGGUGGCUCUGGGUGAGACAUUCCAUGAGACCUUCAACCUCAUCCAAUCUCGAGUUAAGCUGGAGUCAGAGAAGCGACACCAGGAACAUUUGCUCCUCUCCAUCCUUCCUGCUUACAUUGCCUUGGAGAUGAAGACUGAGAUCAUUGAGCGGCUCCGGGAUGGAGGCCAGCCCCAACGCCAGCAUGAAAGUGCCAACAAUUUCCACAACCUUUAUGUCAAGAGGCACCAGAAUGUCAGCAUCCUCUAUGCAGAUAUUGUUGGCUUCACACUUUUGGCUAGUGAAUGUUCUCCCAAAGAGCUGGUAUUGAUGCUCAAUGAACUCUUUGGCAAGUUUGAUCAGAUUGCCAAGGAUAAUGACUGCAUGAGGAUCAAGAUCUUAGGAGAUUGCUACUAUUGUGUGUCUGGAUUGCCUGUAUCUUUGCCAAACCAUGCCCAGAACUGCGUCAAGAUGGGACUUGAUAUGUGUCGGUCCAUCAAGAAGCUGCGUGAUGCCACCGGAGUGGACAUCAAUAUGAGAGUUGGAGUCCAUUCGGGAAAUGUCUUGUGUGGGGUGAUUGGUCUCCAAAAGUGGCAAUAUGAUGUCUGGUCUGAUGAUGUGACAUUAGCCAAUCACAUGGAGGCAGGAGGCGUGCCAGGGAGAGUUCACAUCACAGAAGCUACCUUGUCACACCUGGAUGGAAUGUACACUGUGGAGGAAGUUUGCUGUGUACGAGACUCUUAUUUGAGGGAGAACCGCAUCAAGACCUUCUUAGUUGUUGAUCCCAGAGCUGAAGAAGAAGGUUCUCGUGACAUUCUCUCACCAGCACCAGGUGAAAGCUUCAUGAUGAGGGCCUCUGUACGGAUGACUCGCUAUCUAGAAUCAUGGGGAGCUGCCAAACCCUUUGCCAACUUCAAACCUCUGGACAAUCUCCCAGCAGAACCAUCAGGAUUUGUUCGGAAUAACCAUUCGGAUAUCUCUUUGGGAUCUUUGACCGUGGAACGGUGCCGUGCCCCCAGGAGUCCAGAUGAAGACUUGGAAGGUGUGGAUGAGAAGUUCUUCCAACUGAUUGAACAGCUGAAUUCCCAGAAGCAAUGGAAGAAAUCUGAAGAUUUCAACUGCAUCACAUUGUACUUCAAGCAGGAAUCUUUGGAGAAGGAGUACCGCCUCUCACCACUGCCAUCUUUUAAUUACUAUACGGCCUGCAGCUUCCUUGUCUUCGUUUCCAACUUUCUCAUCCAGAUCCUUGUCGUUUAUAAAACAAAAGCACUGGGGAUCUCCUAUGGAAUUUCUUUCUUCCUGUUUCUUCUCCUCCUUCUCACCUGCUUUGCUGGUCACCUGGCGAAAUGUUUCCUGAAAGGUCCCAAGAUCUUGUAUUGGAUUCCAUCCAUCUUGGCCAAUGUUUGCAUUCAACCAUGGCUACGUGUCUCCUUGGGCAUCAUCACCAUUCUUGUGGUUCUCACAAUGUCAGUGUUGAACUUGUUCUUUAUGCCAGAAACCUCAUGCUUUGUGAAACUUGAAAAUUCUACCUUAUCAAGCAUGAAUAUUGUACAGGAAUUCUCUCGGUUUAACUCCCUCUUCAGUGUGCCGUAUUAUAUCUACUGCUGUGUCCUAGGAUUCCUCUCAUGUUCUCUCUUCCUCCACAUGAACUUCGAGCUCAAGCUGACCAUGCUGAUACUUUGCCUUGUUGUCUACAAUGUGCUGUUCCUUCAUACCCAUUCCUGGCUCUCUGACUUCUAUGUCACUCAGCUCUACCGUAACCAAACUGCACUCAGACCUGGGGUACUAAAGGAGCCGAAGGUGAUGGGAGCAUUCUCAUUCUUUGUUUUCUUCUUCACCCUAUUGGGUCUGGCUAGACAGAAUGAGUAUUACUGCCGCUUAGAUUUUCUCUGGAAAAAGAAGUUCAAGAAAGAACGCGAAGAGAUUGAAACCAUGGAGAAUCUCAACCGAGUCCUGCUGGAAAAUGUUCUCCCAGCUGAUGUAGCUCAGCAGUUCAUUCGCCAGAACCGGUGCAAUACGGAUCUCUAUCAUCAAUCUUAUGAUUGUGUCUGUGUUCUCUUCGCUUCGAUCCCGGACUUCAAAGAAUUUUAUUCUGAAUCCAAUGUCAACCAUGAAGGACUUGAAUGCCUCCGACUGCUCAAUGAGAUCAUUGCUGACUUUGAUGAGCUCCUUCUGAAACCCAAGUUCAGUGGAGUUGAGAAGAUCAAAACCAUUGGCAGCACUUACAUGGCAGCUACUGGCUUGAAUGUGGCAGCUGGUCAGGAUAACCAACAGGACACUGAGAGGACCUACACCCACCUGGGAACCAUGGUGGAGUUUGCCAUGGCUUUGGUAGCCAAGUUGGACAUUAUCAACAAACAUUCAUUCAACACUUUCAAACUCCGUGUGGGUAUAAAUCAUGGACCAGUUGUGGCCGGGGUCAUUGGAGCACAGAAACCCCAAUAUGAUAUUUGGGGAAACACUGUUAAUGUAGCCAGUCGAAUGGAGAGCACAGGAGUUCUGGGAAAAAUACAGGUCACAGAAGAGACAGCUAAAGCUUUGGAAACAUUGGGCUACACUUGCUCCCUUCGUGGAGUUAUCAAGGUCAAGGGCAAAGGUGAACUAAGAACUUACUUUGUCUGCACGGAAACAGCCCGUUCUUCCUCCCAAGCACCAAUGCUGAGCUAAAUCUCAAGGGGUGAAAUUGAGACUCUUGAGGGUUGGAAUUCUUGGUGAAUUCCUCCUGGUACUUGGGGGCAGAGGUGGCUUAUUUUAACAGACCUUUCUGGUUCUGUUGGAAGAGGCACUUUCCAUGAAAAUUGGGAGAGACAGAUCCUAAGGAAGUCCCAUUUUGUCUUGUAUGAGGAAACCUCUAGCUCCAUCACCACAGCAAAGCCAUGUUUAACUGUAAUUCAAGUCAGCAGAAGUGACCCACUAAGAGCAUUUGUGAUCCUCUUGAAAAGACAAGUUGGAACUUUCUCCUGAUCUGAAGAAAGCUGGAAUUCUCCAAUCAACUUGAAGGCAACGGAUCCUCCUUUGAGGACCUUCAGUGUUCUACAUGUUUGCUAAUAUGUGGUGCUUGAUGAUGAUUUGUUCACAAUGUUCUUUCAAUCUGGUCUGUACUGCUAUUACCAAUCCACAACCACCAUGUUCAGAAGUCCUUUAAACUCAACCCACUCUCAAACAAAAUUGAGGAUCAGCUUCACAGACCCUCUGAAGAUUGAGUGCAUGGCAUUGGUGACAUUAUGGGAUAUUGCAACAGGCAGGUCACAUUUAGAGUUAAGGAUAAUUUGAGAAUGAGGGCAGUAGAGAAAUUAUUAUUCUCCUGGUAUUACUGGGGUAUUUUCUAGUUGCAUAGAGCUGGUUGGAUAUUGACUCAGAUAUAUCAGAUGGAAGUAGAUUGGCAUUUUUUUUUUAGGUCAACUUCCUGCUUGGUGCCCCAGCAACACUUCCUUCUUUUGUGGUUUGUGUGUUUUGCAAUGCUGGCAUAUGUUUGCCUGGCUAAGCAAUUCAUGUGGUUAAAGGAGCUUAACAACUAAGGGGAUCUCCUUGCUCCCUCCCCCCGCUCUUUCUUUCUUU
This is a messenger RNA of Pseudonaja textilis, 4405 nucleotides long. It is a transcript of the gene ADCY4, whose product is annotated as adenylate cyclase 4. The record is from RefSeq and is a predicted model, not a curated record. NCBI's taxonomy places the organism in Eukaryota, Metazoa, Chordata, Lepidosauria, Squamata, Elapidae. Gene Ontology annotation, molecular function: adenylate cyclase activity. Gene Ontology annotation, cellular component: plasma membrane. Gene Ontology annotation, biological process: adenylate cyclase-activating G protein-coupled receptor signaling pathway; adenylate cyclase-inhibiting G protein-coupled receptor signaling pathway; intracellular signal transduction.